UCUUCCUGCACCUCUGAUGCUGCUUGGCCUGCUGUGUUCAUCCAGCUGUACACCUUGUUAUCUCUAUGUUCAUACAGGACUUGUUUUCUGACUUUAACACAAGUCUGGUCACAGCACACUCAGCCACAAGCUGAUGGCCAACAGUUUGAGCUCUACUGCCAAAAUGUGAAACCAAGACAGACUUGCAUUGAUAUUGUGCCUUUUGCAACCAUAAAAUAUGUCUUACCACCUAUGAAUUUCUUUCAAAGUGCAUGUAUUCAGAUUUGCUGUGUAGGAAAGGUGACAAUGAAGUUGCUCAUGGCAAGCUCUCAAAAAUGACAGAUAAAUGGCCAGAUAAUCUGCUUUUCCUUUGUGCUUUUGGUUUAGGGAUAAAGGUUAGCCAGGACACUACAGAUAACUCCCACAGUACUCUUGUAAAUAGGGACCACAGGAGAGAGAGUUUUGACAUCUACUUGAGUGGGCAGAUGUGCCCUUCAGUUAGGUAUCUCAUCUGAAAGAUGGCACCUCCAACAAGGCUGCACUUAUUCAGUUCUGUACUGAGUGUCAACCUUGGAAUUUGUGUUCAAGUUCUGGUGUGGGACUUGAACCUCUAACUUUGUGACACAAAGGUGAGAGUGCCACUUCCUGUACCCAGCUAACAUUAUUGCCAGCAUUUAACAUUGACUGAUAUUUAAGCUCAUUGUCAAGGCAGUGUUGCACUGCCAAAGUGACCACCCUUAGUGUACGAUAUUAAACCAAAAUUUGUUGAAAUGUAUGAUGCUGGAAACUGAAGUAAAUUUGUCCCACGCCCACUUUGCAGGAACUGGUAGGUUUUGUCAUAUAGUACUGUUGUUUGAUAAGCACACUGAUUAGUACGUAUGGUUAUAGAGAGUCAGCUGUUUUGUGAUGCAGAGUGAUGCCAACAGCACAGGUCACCACGGAAGUCCCACCCUCUUCAACCUUGCCCCUUGCCUGAGCCGCUAGUCUUGUCUGUAUCUAAUGAGAGAACAGCUGUGAUCUUUGGGGGUGAUGGCAACUUUGCACAUGGGUUGUUCACACAAAUAGCAUUCCAUGAAGUUUCCAGACUUGUUUUUACGAGUUGUAUUCAUACAGUAAAUAUUACCUCAUAGCCACGAAUAGAAAUAUGAUUUCAUCAUGGCUGUUUUGAAUAGGUUAGUUGGAUUUAAUCACAGUAUCAGCUUCCUAAGAGCAGUUCCUUUUAUGUAAAUAAUACUGGGAUUUGCCCAUCAUUAAUUAUCCAUUCAAGGUUUAAAAAAAAACAACCCAGAAAUUUGAGAGCUAAGUGAGCUGUAACAGUGCAAGAAUUCAUUGGAACUAAUACAUUGGCUUAGCCCAUGCAAUGAUAGAUGUAACUGGAUAAUGUGUCAUAUCCUGUCUUUUAAAUUAGAGUUACCUUUUAAUGGAUGGUUUCAUAAGCCAAUUUUGUAAUGCCUUAAAGGAAUGAAAGUUGUAACUGCAUGGUGAAGGUACAAUACAUUGAUGAAUUGCAAAACCUCUGAACUGUUUGUAAUUAACCUGAAGGGGAGCCAAGUUUCUUUAUCCAGGUGAAUCAGGAAUGAAGGGUCUCGACCCGAAAUAUCGACUGUUCCUCUGUUGCUGUCUGACUUGUUGUACUCCUCCACCUCCACAUUUUAUUGACUCUGCAGUCCUUGCUAUCUCCUGAUGCAUGUGUAGAAUGUGUAAGAGACUACAUUUUAAAAAAAUUUUUGGACUGAGGACUGAAAAUGAGAAAAUGGACACUGCGUUCAAAAGGGGAGAAUGUACAAGGAAUUGUUGGGAACCUGGAAAAACAAGUGAAGCUAACUGAUGCAUGAAAGACAAUUUUACCUGUUGGGGAGAUCGGGUUGAAACAAGCAUGCACUAUUUAUUCUGGGUUCAGGAGAGCUCAGCAUUUGAACAACCUGCUGAUGGAUCCAGCUGCAACUUAACAUAUACCCUGUGAGUGAAAUACCAGGAGGAAGGAAGGAAGGAAACUCAAGUGGGCUGCAUUAAAAUAUCUCUCUCUGUCUCCUUUCUCUGGAAAGUUGCUCUCUGUCCAAUUUUCUGUCAAAAAAGCAGGAACACCUCAUUGAGAUGCUGAAAAGAAUAAUUCUAAAGCCAAAGGAACAAGAAAGACCAAGAUCCAACCAAUCAACCAGUGAAUUAAACUCUGACUGCUGUACAGUUAACAUUGUGGUAUCAAUGAGGAAUGAAAAGGAUUGUGAAAGCAACCCAUCUAGUUUUGUUACCAUGGCAAUGAUUGGAGACUCCACGGCAUCUUUUGCGAUGAGUAAUCACACAAGGGAGAGAGUAACUGUGGCUAAACUGACACUGGAAAAUUUCUACAGUAACCUGAUUGCACAGCACGAAGAGAGAGAAAUGAGGCAAGUACAACUAGAAAAAGCCAUGGAGCAGGAAGGAUUAGCUGAUGAAGAUAAACAAAUGCGAAGAACACAACACGCUCAGAAAGAGACAGAAUUUCUUCGCCUCAAGAGGACAAGGUUAGGUCUGGAUGACUUUGAAUCCCUAAAGGUUAUAGGAAGAGGUGCAUUUGGGGAGGUACGCCUUGUACAGAAGAAGGACACUGGUCACAUCUACGCUAUGAAAAUCCUUCGCAAGUCGGAUAUGUUGGAGAAAGAACAGGUGGCUCACAUUCGGGCAGAGCGGGAUAUCCUCGUGGAGGCAGAUGGUGCGUGGGUGGUGAAGAUGUUCUACAGCUUUCAGGACAAGAGAAACCUCUAUUUAAUUAUGGAGUUUCUGCCGGGUGGUGAUAUGAUGACCUUGCUGAUGAAAAAAGACACUCUGUCUGAGGAAGAGGCUCAGUUCUACAUUGCAGAGACUGUCUUGGCCAUUGACUGCAUCCAUCAAUUGGGUUUCAUUCACCGCGACAUUAAGCCAGAUAACCUCCUGUUAGAUAACAGGGGUCAUGUGAAACUAUCUGAUUUUGGCCUGUGCACAGGAUUAAAGAAAGCUCACAGGACAGAGUUCUACCGAAAUCUGACCUGCAGUCCUCCCAGUGAUUUCACGUUUCAGAAUAUGAACUCCAAACGAAAAGCAGAAACGUGGAAGAAAAACAGACGGCAAUUGGCUUACUCCACAGUUGGCACUCCUGAUUACAUUGCCCCAGAGGUGUUCAUGCAGAAUGGAUACAACAAGCUGUGUGAUUGGUGGUCUCUGGGAGUCAUCAUGUAUGAAAUGCUGAUAGGAUACCCUCCGUUCUGCUCAGAAACCCCCCAGGAAACAUAUCGCAAAGUGAUGAACUGGAAGGAAACCUUGGUUUUCCCUCCGGAAGUUCCAAUUUCUGAGCGAUCAAAGAGCCUAAUUCUCAGAUUUUGCUGUGCAGCAGAUAAUCGGAUUGGAGCUGGAGGGGUGGAAGAAAUUAAAAACCACCCAUUUUUCGAGGGGGUAGACUGGGAACACACCAGGGAGAGGCCAGCAGCGAUUCCCAUUAAUAUCCGAAGUAUUGACGAUACUUCAAACUUUGACGAAUUUCCUGAGUCGGACAUCUUGCAGCCAGCGCCCAACAUGACUGACACGGAUUAUAAAUCUAAAGACUGGGUCUUCAUUAACUACACCUACAAGAGGUUCGAGGGCCUGACUGCUCGGGGAACUAUCCCAUCAUACAUGAAGGUGGGGAAAUCCUGAAGACUGCUGGAGGGUUACAAUGACCUGUGUGUGCGUGUGCACCUCUCUCUUCCCCUUUCCUCUCCUCCCACCUCCACCCUGAGGACUCACUGUUACACAUCCCCCAAACUCCCAGGUCAACCAGAGUUCUGCUGGAUUACAGUUCCCUGCAGCUCAGUAUCUACUUUUUAUUUGAACUUGUUCGUAGAACAAAGAACGCUGCAUCUUGCAUGGAUUCACUCCCUCAAUGAUGGAUUAAAACCAGCGGCCACUGUUGGAUAUUUUUAAUUUAAUGUGUGUGUGUGUGUGAGCGUGUGUGUGCAUGUGUGCUGUUGGGAUGCAGUGUUCCGAUAUGUGGCUGUGUUUAAGCUGCAUGUGCCAGCGAGUGUGGAUGGAGGGCUUGCAGUUUCUACCAAGAGUUGUGAAAUCUGGUGGAAUGUUGCACCAUGAGUGUGCAUUUGCGAGAUUGUGAUUGUACUGAAGCUGUGCAGCACCUGUAAGGAAUAGACUAUAAAACCCGACUGCGCACACCCCACCCCAGCCCCACCGAUUUGAAAUUCCUUGUCUGCCUUCGAUUCUGAUGGGCUCAAGGCUCUGGGCUCGAUACCUGAACCAUGACCCAGAUGGGCACUCCUGAGGUGCCAUUUUCUGGAUGAGAUGUUACACAGGAGGAUCCAGUCUGGCCUCUGACCUUAGCCAAUAAAGAUCCUGUGGUGCUACAUUGAGGAAGAGCAGUGGUGCUUCCCACUAAAGUCCUGGAUCAGUAUUUUAUCUGUUGAUUGACAUGGCAGAAAGCAAAUCUGGUCAUUUGCCACAUUGCUGUUUGUGGGAGCUUGCUGUGCACAGAUUGGUUGGGAUGCUACCCACAUUACAACAGUACUCCCCAUCCUUCAUUGAUUGAUUGAAAUGUCCUGGAGAGUUGAAAGGUGCUAUAUAAAUACAAGACUGUGUUUCCCACUUUCAGCUCUCCCCACACUGUCAGUUCCCUCUAACACAGAAUUUACUUCUCUCUGUCCCUCUUUCUGUGGAGGGACAGCAGCGAGUUCAAUGUCACCUCAACACUAAACUCAUCGCCUGCCGUUUUUGUGUAAUUGCAUCAGGGAAGCUGCUGUUUGCAAAUCACCCUGGACUCUUGCAAUAUUAUCUCCCCAUGUAAUUAAACUACCAGAGCCAAUUUGGACCUAUUUGGACUGCAAAGAAAUCCUCACCGAAUAUAUUGUGUGUGUGUGUGCGCGCGAGACGGACCAGCAAAGAUGCCAGUGUGUCUGCCUGUGUGUGGACCCGGUAUCCUGUGUGUGUCUGUGUGUGUGUCUGUAACCUGUAGAAGUCUUGUUGCCAGGCCCUUUAGAUUGAGUCAGUAUCUUCUGUUACUCUGUGUGACAUUGUGCCACUUUCUCGCGUAGCAGACUUCCUUUUUCUUCUAUUUUUAUUUUAAAAGCAAACCAAAGAUCUUUGUUGUUGGACAUGAAGUUUUGUUUCUGAGGAUGACUUUGUUCUUGGAAUCCUACAAAUCAGUUUUGGGAACAUUCUUUACUGAGAUGUUGUACUUUUUUUUAAAGUUGAAUAAUAAAGCUGUUUUCUGACAGUUCUCUUUUAA
Rhincodon typus (whale shark) is the source of this 5200-nucleotide messenger RNA. Its product is annotated as serine/threonine-protein kinase 38-like. Gene Ontology annotation, molecular function: transcription coregulator activity; protein serine/threonine kinase activity; ATP binding. Bases 2074 to 3624 code for a protein of 516 amino acids. Gene Ontology annotation, biological process: regulation of transcription by RNA polymerase II; intracellular signal transduction; peptidyl-serine phosphorylation. NCBI's taxonomy places the organism in Eukaryota, Metazoa, Chordata, Chondrichthyes, Orectolobiformes, Rhincodontidae. Gene Ontology annotation, cellular component: mediator complex. The record is from RefSeq and is a predicted model, not a curated record. The transcript is spliced from 14 exons.